Messenger RNA from Caenorhabditis remanei, 288 nucleotides. RefSeq lists its product as uncharacterized. The transcript is spliced from 2 exons. NCBI's taxonomy places the organism in Eukaryota, Metazoa, Nematoda, Chromadorea, Rhabditida, Rhabditidae. The record is from RefSeq and is a predicted model, not a curated record. The coding region runs from base 1 to 288 and encodes 95 amino acids.
AUGUGGAAAAAGUCUCUAACUGCGUAUAAAAAGGUUGAAGAAGAAGGAGAAAAAGAUAACACAAAACAACAUUCUUUCAACUAUCAAAAGCUAACUGAUUCCGAAAUCAUGCCAAAGCAAAAUAAAAACAGAAAGUCUUCAAGCUAUUCAUUUGGCUCAAUGACUUCGACUUCUUCUUCAUCUUCCACAUGUCCAUCCUCUAAACGAUACACGUCAUCUCAACAGUCCUUUGCAUUCGUACCGCCCAUCUUUCCGGUCGUACCACAGAAGUUUGUAUUUUUCGGAUAA